Molecule: messenger RNA, 556 nt
Organism: Vanessa atalanta (red admiral)
Lineage: Eukaryota; Metazoa; Arthropoda; Insecta; Lepidoptera; Nymphalidae
Gene: mRpS14
Product: 28S ribosomal protein S14, mitochondrial
Exons: 3
Coding region: 85-477 (130 amino acids)
Biological process (GO): translation
Cellular component (GO): ribosome; mitochondrial small ribosomal subunit
Molecular function (GO): structural constituent of ribosome
Source: RefSeq, a predicted model, not a curated record
AUUUGACAAAAGUUAUGGAAUAUCGAAAUUUCGCAAUAAUAAAUUUAAGGUUAUACUCGAUCAUAAAUAAAUCGGCUACUCAAAAUGAAUUUAAACAUUUCUAGUCUCAGUAAAUUUAUUUUUAAAUCUCAAUCAGUCCCUGGAUUUGGGUUUCAGCAAGUAAGAAAUAAAUGGGCUAAUAGCUUGAUGAUAAGGGACGUUAAAAGAAGACGUAUGAGUGCUGAAAACUUUCUGGAAAGAAGUAGAAUCAACGCCUUAAGAAAGAAUGAUGUACUACCUAUAGAAAUAAGAGAAUUAGCAGAUAAGGAAAUAAACAAAUUUGAAAUGAAUGCUAUACCACUUCGGAUCAACAACAGAUGUGUUAUAACUUCCAGACCACGUGGUAUUGUCAAGGAAUGGAGAAUGAGUCGUAUAGUGUGGAGGCAUCUUGCUGAUUACAACAAACUUUCUGGAGUUCAGAGAGCUAUGUGGGGUUAAUCAUUUAUCUAAUAUAUUAGUUAACAUUACUUGUUUUAGGAAUAGUUUAUAAUAAAUGCUAUGUUACUGUAUAACUAUU